UCCAGAGUCGGCAGUGUCUCCGGUUCCGCGAUGGCGGAGGACGUGCAGGAGGCAGAAAUCCGCGAGGGAUCGGUUCUCCGGGUGUCGUGGAAGCCCGGCGGUGGUCAAGAAGUGCGGCUGCAGAAUCGGGGGAUCGGCCGCAUCGCCGGAAACGCGUUCGCCGAGGCGCCGUCAGACCUGGACUGCGUCGACUUCCGGGACAACAGGAUAGCCGAACUGCCCGCAGGCCUCUUCGCCGGGCUUUCGAUGGUCAGCACCUUGCUGCUGUCCCGGAACAAGAUCGGCCAGAUCAACAGCGCCGCGUUGGGCGGAUUGGCGAACCUUCGGGAGCUGCGGCUCACCCGGAACAAGAUAGAGGAAAUCCCGGCUCGCUGCUUCGUCGGGACGCCGUUUUUGGCGAGCCUGAACCUCUCUUACAACGAGAUAUCCCAAGUAGACCCGGAGGCCUUCCGGGGACUCGGGAGGCUGCGGGAACUCGAUCUGAGCAACAACAACAUCUGCACCCUGAGUGAUUCUGUUUUUGAAGACCUCGCGUCUCUGGAGUCCCUCAGGCUCUCGUGCAACGGGAUAUCCGAGGUGAAUGCUCGGACCUUCGGGAACCUGCGGAGGCUGAAAGAGCUGGACCUUCAUCUGGUCCGGAUAACCGAGCUGAAGGAGCGCGGGUUUGGAAACCUUUCGAAACUCGUUAAGCUAACUCUGUCGUGGGGGAAGGUCGACACCAUAGCGUCGGGGGCGUUUGAGGGGUUGGAAAGCCUUGAGGUUCUCGAGUUGAACAGGAAUCAGCUGACCUGUGUACCCGAGGGUGUUUUUCGCCCCCUGGUGAAACUGAGGAAGCUGGUUUUGUGCUACAACGACAUCACUGACGUCGAGACGAAGGCCUUUCAGCGACUGGAUAACCUGAGGGACCUUAAUUUGAGCAGGAAUCAAAUCGCUCAGUUACCCGACGAGGUCUUCGUCGGUACUCGGUCUCUCACGCACCUCAAUCUGUCCUGGAAUAAACUCUCCGAGGGUCUAAACCCCGGGACUUUCGUCGGGCUGAAAGACCUCGAGGAACUCGAUCUUAGCAGGAACGGUAUCCAUGCUCUUCAGAAGGGCCUAUUCUCCGAGCUCGGAUCUCUCGGGAAAUUGAUUCUAUCGAACAACGUCAUCGCCGAUAUCGCGCCGGGCGCUUUUCAGGGAUUGGCCAAACUCAACGAGCUCAAACUCAACUGGAACUACCUCGUUACCAUACCUCAGGGAGCUUUUCUCGGUCUCGAUUCCCUCGUCGUUCUCAAUCUCUCCUAUAACAAAAUAAGCCAGCUGGACGCCGGUGUUUUUAAGGGUGUCGAACGGGUCAGGGAUCUCGACCUUUACAAAAACAGACUUGAAGUAUUACCGGACGACGUCUCGAGAGUUCUCGUCUCCAUUGAAAAGCUCAAGAUAACUUGAUACCGUCAUUCGAUAUCCCGUAUAAAAGACUUUCAUUUUCACUGCACGAGUUUCUAUUCCACCCUGAUCGCGUUGUUUGCGUAUGGGAUUACAUGGAUUAGCAUCAACAAUUGAUUUGUGAGUUACCUUGCAGUUUCUUAAUCAGUGUUAUCGUUAUUUUUUUACUCGAUGACGGCACACGUCAACACUUUCCCCAAAUAGUGAUUCGCCCACACAUAUCUACACACAAUCGUAAAUCAUUAGUCAUAUAUAACACAGUUAACAUAUCAAACAACGAUAAGGUAAGAUAUCUCAGACACCUACACUUGUACAUUUAUCUCUCGAUGUACGAUACACCUUGAUAAAGAAAAAGAACGCGCAAUGUCUCGCGAAAACUUCAUUUAGCUAAUAAACUUCGCCUCAUCUACCUCUCUUCAUAUAUUAUACAAAUAAUGUUGCACAUUGUAAUAUAUUCUGCCACUUAAGUGUUUUGCAAAUACAUAAA
Messenger RNA from Diprion similis, 1912 nucleotides. Its product is annotated as insulin-like growth factor-binding protein complex acid labile subunit. Gene Ontology annotation, molecular function: protein binding. The record is from RefSeq and is a predicted model, not a curated record. Lineage: Eukaryota; Metazoa; Arthropoda; Insecta; Hymenoptera; Diprionidae. The transcript has a single exon. Bases 31 to 1428 code for a protein of 465 amino acids.